Trichomonas vaginalis G3 is the source of this 1191-nucleotide messenger RNA. RefSeq lists its product as uncharacterized. The record is from RefSeq and is a predicted model, not a curated record. The transcript has a single exon. NCBI's taxonomy places the organism in Eukaryota, Parabasalia, Trichomonadida, Trichomonadidae. The coding region runs from base 1 to 1191 and encodes 396 amino acids.
AUGAAAAGAAUUCAUUCAGUGAUCAAGAACAAGAGUGACUCGGACGAUGAUCUCGACGACGUUCUUGGACUGUUCAGUGGAAACCAUUAUGAAGCUGUUGAAGCAAAAAAAAGACUUAGAAAAGCGAAAUAUCAGAGAGAAAAGCAAAAACAAAACGAAGCAAAGAAUUUAAACCAACAAAUCGAAAGUAGAAAAGACUACAAUGGUAAAAAUUACUAUCAUCAACCUCAACAUCAAACAACAAUAACCGUCUCCAGAAACGGGACAAAUAUACGCGCAAACCGCGAUCCACUAUAUGGUACACUUAAAGAUGGAAUGGUACCAUCACUUCCUCCACCUCCUCCUGAAAUGUAUCCAGAUUUCACAGAAGGAAUCCCAGAAUCAAGGGCUGAAAUUGAAGAGCCUUUCAAUCCUAAGGCUCCUCCACCACAGCUCCGUCCAGAAACGAAGUCAGCAGUAGGAACAGCUUAUGGAAUUCAAGUUGACGUUCCGAAAGCACCAAUACCUACGAAAUUUGUAUCUGCUGGAAGCAAGAGACAAAACCAGAUUAUUAAUCCUACCCCUUACAUGCCUUACGACUACCAAUUACAACAAUAUAACCAAUACAUCUCUCCAGGAAUGAGUAUUGGAGAACAAAAUGGUUAUGUUGGACCUCCUAUCCCUGUUGAUAUGAUAUACAGACGUGAUGAUUCUCAGCCAUUUUAUCCAGAAGGAUAUCCACUUGGCCCAUUCCAUUAUGGCGACCAUCCUCCACCUAUCGGACAAGGUCCAUAUCAAGAGACAUACUUGGAACCUCAAAAAUCCCAGUUUGAUCCGUCAAAUCGUAAUGUCCCAAUUGAAAACGAUGGAAUUGUUAUUUCAUCACCUAAUAUGGCCUUCAACUACCAAUAUAACGUUAAGUCUCAGCAACGCCUUUCUGCUUCUUCCGGAAUUCAGAUAACUCCAAGAGAAAAAACUUGGGUUCAACCAGCACAGAUGAAUGCUGGAAACAAGACAUUUACUGCUACAACAGGAACAACAAAACUCCCUGAAAAAGUCCCAACUUCACUCGGAGUUUUGACAAUUGGAAAAUCUAAGGUAAAUCCAAACCAAUUCAAGCUGGAAGUUCCUCACCGUGGUGGUAUUAAUAUAGAAAUAGGUCAUACACAAAGCCAAGAGACCAAACAAGAAGAAGCAGAGAAAAAUGAAUAA